AUGGCAACUGUCGAUAAAACUGAUAACAAUACAAGUAUGUCAUCAUUACAUCGUCGUUUUGCUUCUCUUGCACUUUCGUGUGUACAUCGAGAAUAUCCCAACAAAAUUGCUCAUGUUCUUACAUCAGAUGCUGAUAUUCAUGCUCCUCGUGAUUUAACUCCUGCAUUUUAUGGUUGUUUUGAUUGGCAUUCAGCUGUUCAUGGUCAUUGGCUUUUAGCUCGUCUUGCUCGUAUUGAUAAAAAUCUUACAAAUGAAUGUUGUCAAGCACUGAAACAAAGUUUAACAAAAGAAAAACUUGAAUCUGAACUUAAAUAUAUAAAUAAUGCACAACGUCAAGCAUUUGAACGUCCUUAUGGUUUAGCAUGGUUAUUACAAUUAGCCAUGGAAUUAGAUGAAUGGUCACAAGAAGAAAAAGAUAACUCCAAUGAAAUUCAUCAAUGGCGUGAAAAUAUUCGUCCAUUAGAAAUACUUAUUGUUGAUCGUUUGUCAUCAUGGCUUCCGAAAUUAUCCUUUCCAGUUCGUAGUGGUGAACAUAGUCAAACAGCUUUUGCUCUUGGUCUUUCUCUUGAUUAUGCACGUCAUGUAAAGAAUUUAAAAUUUGCACAAAUUAUUGAAGAACAAUCAUUAAGAUUCUUUUCUUCCGAUAAACUCUAUCCAUUUAAUUAUGAACCAUCAGGUGAAGAUUUUCUAUCAGCUGGACUUGCCGAAGCUGAUUUGAUGCGACGUGUUAUGCAGAAAAAUAAUCAAGAAUUUAUUCAUUGGUUUAAUGAAUUUUUACCUGUUAAUAAUUUAUCAUCAAGUCUUGAACCACCAUCAAUUGCCGAUCCAACUGAUCCGAAAUUAAUUCAUCUAGCUGGUCUAUGUCUUAGUCGAGCAUGGAUGUUAGAAGGAAUUAUUGAAGCAUUACCAUUUAAUAGUGAACAACGAAAUCAAUUAGAUCAAUUAAGUAAAAGAAAUGCACAAGCAGGGUUAAUAGCUAUUAAUGAAAGUCAUUAUGAAGGUGGACAUUGGCUUGGUACUUUUGCUAUAUAUUUAAUAACACGACGAGGCAUUAAUUCUAAAAUAUAA
This is a messenger RNA of Adineta steineri, 1068 nucleotides long. NCBI's taxonomy places the organism in Eukaryota, Metazoa, Rotifera, Eurotatoria, Adinetida, Adinetidae. The record is from the annotation of a GenBank genome assembly.